Messenger RNA from Gallus gallus (chicken), 2230 nucleotides. RefSeq lists its product as uncharacterized. Bases 245 to 1258 code for a protein of 337 amino acids. Gene Ontology annotation, cellular component: nucleus. Lineage: Eukaryota; Metazoa; Chordata; Aves; Galliformes; Phasianidae. The transcript has 9 exons. The record is from RefSeq and is a predicted model, not a curated record.
CCAGAGAAGCUGUGGAGUUGCCUGAAACUGCCUGGAAGCCUCCUGCCUGGAAGCUAAGGGCCCACGCCCACAGCCGCCAUCAGGCGGUGAGCGUGAUGUCACAGUGGGUGUCAGGGAGCGGCCAUUGUGACGCGCGAAGCCUGGAGCAGAGCAAAGGCUGCCGGGCUCAGCCUGAGCGUCAGUGCGGCCUGGCGAGGCGUGGAGAGAGCAGGGACUCUCGCAGUGCUCGCUGUUAACGCACAUCAUGUCCGAUAGGAAGCGGAAGGCCUCCAGCUCGGAGGAGCCAGUGUGUGCGCUGUGUGGCCAGGCAGAUGUCGACCCGGACAUCUGCGGGCACACACUUUUUGAGACUGGGAUUCGUGUCCAUGAGUUCUGCUUGACGUCUGCCAACAUCACGGCUAAAGCAAGACCAGGAAUUGAGGUCCUCCCGCUUGCUGCCAUCGCACGCAAGGUCAGGCAGGCAAACAAGAAGCAAUGCUGUGUUUGCGGCGAGAGGGGGGCUGCCAUCACAUGCGCAGAGAGAGGCUGUGCACGCAGCUUCCAUCUGCCCUGUGCCAAGGACGGGGAAUGCAUCACCCAGUACUUUGGAGACUACAGGUCCUUCUGCUGGGAGCACCGCCCUCAACAGGCCACUCAGGAAGCUCCAGCACAAGGCACCAUCUGCCUCAUCUGCUUGGAGCCUGUGGGGGACAGCUUGUCCUACCACACCAUGGUGUGCCCAGCCUGCAAACACGUCUGGUUCCACCGGGACUGCAUCCAGCAACAGGCCUUGAGUGCUGGCACUGCGUACUUCGAGUGCCCCGGCUGCCGAGACUACAUUCUCUUCUGUGAAGAGAUGUCCAACAUGGGGAUCCACAUCCCAUUAAGAGACGCAUCGUGGGAGGACGAGGAGUCCUAUGAACCCCUUCUAGAGAUGCACAGCCGCUGCGAUGCCAGCCAGUGCCUUUACCACGGAGGCAGAGAGCAGGCACAGAGUAGGGGGCCCUGGGAGCUCAUCCUGUGCAGCUCCUGUGCUGCUGAGGGCACCCAUCGACAGUGCUCCCACUUGAGCAACACCACAGACAUGUGGGAGUGCAACAGCUGUGCUGGCCUGGCUACCGCCUCCAGCGCCAACGCUGAGUUCGCCGCUCCCAGCACUGCCAGCCAGACGGCUCCGGCUCCGGGUCCAUCCAGCAGCUCCAUGGAGCCUGAGACCUUUGGCUCCAUGCCCGCCAGCCAGGCACCACUUGGGGACAUCACAGAGCUCCCAGCUGCCUGAGCACAGCGACCUGCCCAGUGUGCCUGAGACGGAGCAGGGGACAAAUGGCACACGUUCACCGGAGGACCGGGCUACCCCUGAGCAGCUGCGAGGACGCCGUGGGAGCAGGCGAACAGCAGCCCCACGUGCUGAGAGCGACUCCCACGCAGCCACCAGGCGGAGGGCAUCAGGCUCCUCCAGGGCGUCUCCGGCAGCUGCACGCAGAAGACGUCGCAGGCAGCGUUCAGGAAGAAGCCGCACACGGAGCCGCUCCCCGCUGCAACGUCGGGACCCGAGCUCCCAGAGCCGGCCAAGACGACGCCAUGGCAGCAGGCGAAGGCCAGCCUCAAGGGAGCAGAGCGCCACCCGCAGAUCAACAAGAUCUGCCACUUCGAGAUCCCCAAGGGCUUCCAGAGUGCUGCCGACGCAGGGGACAGUCCAGGCGCUGAAGGCGGACCCGGACCCUCACCCAAAGCCCUCCCCUUUCUGACUUCAAAACCAUCCCCCCUUGACCUAUCGCCAUCCACCCUUGGCAAACAGUCAUACCCCCCUCCCCAUCCCCCCUGCUUUCUCUGGUCCCAAGAGUCCAACACAAUAAAGAUCAGAGAUCCCCCCCAGACAGCUGUCGGUUUCAUCCUUCCCGCUUCUGCUGACAUGGGCAGAGGUAGGGACCUUGACAACACGGUUGUCUCCUCCCCAGACCUCCCUUCACCUGGCCCAGUCCAGGCUGAGCUGCGUUCGGGCCACAUCCCCAGCGGGGCACAGGGCCCCCAUUCCUCAAGAACCCAAACCGCACUGGCAGGGGCAGCCCGGUUCUGGGCUUGGGGUGCCACCGUCUUCAGGGUACAUGGCAGGUCCAGGGCUGCUUCCAGCUGCGUCACAGCUUGGGCUUUCCUCCUGCACGAGGGCACUGCUGCCACGUCUGAGGGGGAACGUUUCUAAGCUCAGGGAGGGAAGCCUUAGCGUGGAUGCCAGGACCAAGUUCUUACACAG